AUGCAUCAGUCCUCGGACAAGCCACCAGAGCUCAGUUCAGCGGAGCUUUCAGCCUCUCAGACUCUUGCCUUCUGCUCUCAUCAUCACCCGAUGGCUCCUGGCAACGAUGCUUCGUCCUCGUCGGCUCCGGCUGCUGCUGCUGUCAACGGGAAAAAAUCGCUCGAAUCUCGUCAAGAGCCGGUUACUCCCAAAAUGCUGUUCAACGGCGUGACGGACGGCCCGUUCGGCGUCGAAGACAUCAACAAGCUGGCAGCGCGUACGUCGGCACUCAAGCUGGACGAUCUGCCGAACAUAGGGAAGGGCAAGAUCAAUGAUCAGGCUCCUGUGGCUGGCAGCUCGUCAACAGCGUCGGGCCCAGUGGACAAUGGGAAGAAAGCGGUGGUGGAUGCUGAGGAGGAUGCAGGUUACCUCAGCGACGACCCGGAUGAGUGCCAGGACCCGGUGGCUCUUAAUGAGAUCGCCUCGCAGGCGGGCUUCGCGAUCACGCUCCUGAUCCUGUUUGCGUGUCACAAGGAGGUGCCGCGGACCAUCGACACAGUCAAGAACCUGCUGGAUGUGUGGAAGGAUCAUUUGUCAGAGAAUGCCCACGUGACUACGAAGUGUCAUCAGCUACCUUCGACUUACCUCUCAAAGACUCAUUUCGGGCGCCUGCAAGUGGUUUUCCAGUACGCGGCGGAUGCGAACUUUGUAUGGUGCCGGAAGGUGGACCACAUGACAAUGAACGACAAAAAGCUGACGCUCGGCUGGCAGCACCCCGAAAAUGCUGCGUACCUGAAGGAGUGCGCGGCUCACCCGGAAGCUAUCGAAGUUCUCCUUAAGGGCGUCCGGGCGGUGAUUUUUCCUGAGAUGAUCCAGAAGAGCCUGGUGUCUGCUCUGCUGUUGAAGCGUGGUCGCACUGCGUUCCUCGAUGGUUCGACGUUCCACAGGUCACAGCCGACGCAGAUGAAUGUGGUGGUGGUGGGAGACCUCAACAUGGUGGCGGACCCGGACCUAGAUAAGUCAUCAGGGGCAGGGUCUGGGAGGGAGAACCAGCGAUUUUUGGAUCUAUGGCCGCAGCAUGGUCUCCGCGAUGCUUUCCGCGCGAUUCACCCGACAGACAGGGAAUACACCUUCCGCGACAGGGCGACGAAAGCUAGGUCACGGAUUGAUAGAGCUCUGGUGUCGUCGGCAAUGCUCGGAAGCCUGGUGGAGGCAGAACAUGCGGAGGUGCCGAGGACGCUGACGGACCAUUGGUUCGCCAUACGGAUCUGUUUACAGAUUGUGUCGGAGCAGGAGACCGGGCCGGGCCUGUGGAGGUUUCGGGCGACACAAAAGGAUAAAAAAAGGGACUACGGGCGCACGAGCGGGUGGCAGGGUGGCAGGGACUCGACGGCACCUCACAACGGAGGUGGAACGGCUAAGGAGCAGCUAUUGAAGAAGGAAGAGCAGCUGGAGGCUUACCGGGAAGACGAGAGGGAGCGGCUGCAAGUCCCAUCGCCCUUCCUGUCCGCGAAGAUGAAGAUGCGGAAGGAGCGAAUGGCGAUCCAGGAGGUCACCUUCAAGGGGAAGAGAUACGUCGGCGCACAGGGAGUCUUGGAGGCGGCGUCGCAGCACUUCGCGGAGGCUUUCGGAGAGGCUCAGGGGCAGGCGCCGCUGGCCGCAGACAACGUCGUAGUGGAUAUGAGAUUUCCGGACGAAGUGGCGGAUCGUUUGGGAGCGGCGUGGACGGAGAGCGAAGUGAAGGCGACAUUGUCAGGGCUCCCGAAAGGGAAGUCGCCGGGGCAGGACGGACUCCCGGCGGAGCUGUUCGUGUCACACUGGGACUUGGUGGUCGGCAGCUUCAUGGAUUUUGUCCGGUCUUUCGAGCUAACAGAGGAGAUCCCAGAAGCGUUCGCCAGCGGUCACGGUUCUGCUUCACAAGAAAGGAGACAAGGAUCAGCUGUCGAACUACAGGCCCAUCACUCUCCUCAGCACGGUGAGCAGCAUGGGUUCAUACCGGGUCGGAGCCUAGCGGAUGCAGUGACGGUGGUGGCAGACGCAAUCGAAGCGGCGGACAAUGGCGGUGAGGACUGGUACCUAUUGUUGGUGGAUUUUCAAAUUGCCUACGACACGGUAUCGCGGCCUUUCUUGUUCGAGACGAUUUCCAAGCUCGGAAUACCUGCAAAUUUUGUACGAUGGACAAAGGGGCUCCACCAAGGGUCCGGCACCAGGCUGGCAAUAAACGGCUGGAUCGGUGACAGAGUAGAGAUGAGGAGGGGAUUCAGGCAAGGGUGCCCGCUGGCACCUUACCUCUUCCUCUGCGCGCUGGAGCCGCUAUGCGCCGAGAUCAAGAAGCAGAGCCUGGGCGUCAAGGCGGAAGGGGGAGAGGAGGUGGCGUACGUGGGCUACGCAGACGACACAUCACUCAUACUCCACGGUGCAGACCAGCUCCGGUCGGCGACGGAGGCACUAGAGCACCUGCUGACAGCCGAACGCGUCACAAUGAUUAACAACUACGUAAUGCCGAUCUUCCUCUUCCAGGCGCAAAUAUACCCACCGUGGGCGAAGAUACAGAAGACAUGCGAUAACUACGUGUCAAAAGGGGAAGCAACAGCAGACAAGAUCUUUGUCUUGUGGAGUGGGGAGCUGGCCAGGCUGCCCAAGAAGGAAGGGGGACUGGGGUUGGUGGACCCAAAGGACAGACUAGACAGCCUGGCGAUCCGAGCAGUGGGGAAAUUGCUUACAGAGAGGAACAUUACCAAGAGGUGGCUGGCGGAGAAAACGGCAGCGAUGCCGCAGGGGACAGCGACGCUCUUUGCGCACAAGUCAGCCAGCAAGCACUGGGACAGAGGAAGCCAGAGGUGGAAGGCGAUCGUCGAUGUUUUCUGGGGUUCGCCGUUUGCAGACCUCCCGGAGCUGACCAACGGAUGGGAGGCGGAGCGGGAGCUUCUCUGCUUCAACCGCCGCAUCAUGUUCCGUGGAGAUAGCACGUCCGGGAACCGGAAGGGGACGGAGGGCAUCUGA
Closterium sp. Yama58-4 is the source of this 2982-nucleotide messenger RNA. Lineage: Eukaryota; Viridiplantae; Streptophyta; Zygnematophyceae; Desmidiales; Closteriaceae. The record is from the annotation of a GenBank genome assembly.